This is a messenger RNA of Myotis brandtii (Brandt's bat), 823 nucleotides long. Its product is annotated as farnesyl pyrophosphate synthase. The transcript has 2 exons. The record is from RefSeq and is a predicted model, not a curated record. The coding region runs from base 55 to 801 and encodes 248 amino acids. Gene Ontology annotation, cellular component: cytoplasm. Gene Ontology annotation, molecular function: (2E,6E)-farnesyl diphosphate synthase activity; dimethylallyltranstransferase activity. Gene Ontology annotation, biological process: trans, trans-farnesyl diphosphate biosynthetic process. NCBI's taxonomy places the organism in Eukaryota, Metazoa, Chordata, Mammalia, Chiroptera, Vespertilionidae.
CACUCUUCCCUCUUCUCCUAGCUCCAGGCUUUCUUCCUGGUGGCAGACGACAUUAUGGACUCAUCCCUCACCCGACGGGGGCAGAUCUGCUGGUAUCAGAAGCCAGGCAUUGGUUUGGAUGCCGUGAAUGAUGCUAUGCUCCUGGAAGCCUGUAUCUACCGCCUGCUGAAGCUCUACUGCCGGGAGCAGCCCUAUUACCUGAACCUGAUGGAACUCUUCCUGCAGACUUCCUAUCAGACUGAGAUUGGACAGACCCUGGACCUCAUCACAGCCCCGCAGAGCAACGUGGAUCUUGGCAGAUUCACUGAAAAGAGGUACAAAUCUAUUGUCAAGUAUAAGACAGCUUUCUACUCCUUCUACCUUCCUGUAGCUGCUGCCAUGUAUAUGGCAGGCAUUGACGGGGAGAAGGAACACGCAAAUGCCAAGAAGAUCCUGCUGGAGAUUGGAGAGCUCUUUCAGAUCCAGGAUGAUUACCUUGAUCUCUUUGGGGACUCCAGUGUGACGGGCAAGAUUGGCACUGACAUCCAGGACAACAAAUGCAGCUGCCUGGUGGUACAGUGUCUGCAGCGGGCCUCGCCGGAACAGCGCCAGAUCCUGCAGGAGAAUUAUGGGCAGAAAGAAGCUGAGAAGGUGGCCCGGGUGAAGGCACUCUACGAGGAGCUGAAUCUGCAGGCCGUGUUUAUGCAAUAUGAGGAAGACAGUUACAGCCGCCUUCUGGGUCUCAUCGAGCAGUACUCUUCGCCCCUGCCCCAAGCCAUCUUCCUGAGGCUAGCACAGAAGAUCUACAAGCGGAAAAAGUGACCCAGAGACUGCCAGGGCGGGG